AUGGCCAGAUUGAGGUUUACCUACCUGGUUCCUGUACUCACUUUCUAUUUUAUAAAUCUCGUGUCUUCAGACAAACUCGAUAUAAAUGAUAUAUACAAUUUAAAUAUUCAAAGAGUGGAAUAUUCUGAAAAUGGAAUGACUACGAUAAAAAUAUAUCCUACCAGCGAACAACCAAUUAGACAAGUUUAUGAUGGGCAAAAUUUAGUUUGGUCUGCUCUGUUAGGUGAGAGAGCUAAAGUUAUUACAGUUUUAAAAUUUAAAUAUUCUGGAGAAGUAAUUGUAAAAGUUGAUAUUGACUUUCCCGUAUCUAAAUCACAAAAGAUAUAUUGCAACAGAAAGGGUAAUUACCAAGAAAUUGAUCGAAAAACGUGUCAAGAAAAAAUUCAAAGUUUUAGUACUAUCCAAAAAUAUAAUCCCUCCAAGAUUUAUCAACCCAAAACUGAAGAGUAUCCCAUUCCGCAGAUGCGUAAAACACGCCAAAAGAGCAAGACAGAACGUUCAAAACACCUAAGAGGUAAGCAUAAGAGAAGAAAGUAUGUUACUCCUUUAAAUGAAGACACUGAAACAUCUUCAGAAACUGAAGAAAUUUUGAAGUUCAGAAUAAAUGAAGGGACAACCAGUUCAACAGAUCACCCAACAAGCCAGAGUACUGGUCAACCACCAGAUACAAUUACCCAUUCAGAUGGAUUACCAGUAAAUGUACAUCGUGAACGAAAAAUUAAAAAAUCCAAAAAGAAAGUAUCCAGCGUGUCAACACAAGUUUUCAGGGAAGAAUUAGAACCAGAAGUUUUCGAAUUGGAAAUAUCUUCAGACAGUGAUAUGGAUGUUGAUGAAUCUACAGAUCCUAAAGUUAUACAAUCUGAUGCGUCUACACAAACUGAUACUCAAUGUGCUAUUCAAACUAAAGCGGCUGAGACACAGACAGAUAGUCAACAAACUGAAGAUCCUGUUGUUCAGACAGGCACACCCAUUCCUUCAGCUCUUCCACUUAAGAAAAGACCCUACAAGCCCGAUUAA
Messenger RNA from Theileria parva strain Muguga, 1017 nucleotides. RefSeq lists its product as uncharacterized. Bases 1 to 1017 code for a protein of 338 amino acids. The record is from RefSeq and is a predicted model, not a curated record. Lineage: Eukaryota; Apicomplexa; Aconoidasida; Piroplasmida; Theileriidae. The transcript has a single exon.